UUCAUAUGAACCCUCUCUUCAAAUCCAAACCCACCAUGACAAACCCUAAUCUCUUAUCACUUGCCCUCCUUUCAUUGCUUUCCUUCAUCUCGAUAUGCAGUGUAAAUGCAUCGAGAAGAUUGGCGGACGUAGACAAGCAAUUCGGGUAUGCAGCCGGGGCUCCAAAUGAACCAGCGAAAUGGGGAAGUCUUAGGGCGGACUGGAAAACUUGUGACAUCGGAAAAUCUCAGUCUCCUCUUAAUAUCGACACCAAACAAGCACAAAUGCAGCCACCCGACUUGAAAAUGGCUUAUAAGGACGCACCUGCUAAACUUGUCAAUAUAGGCUUCUUUCUUAAUAUAGAAUGGCAAGGAGAUGCCGGAGGAAUAUCAAUAAAUGGCGUAAAUUAUAAUCUAGUUCACUCUCAUUGGCAUUUUCCCUCUGAGCAUACUAUUGAUGGGAAAAGGUUUGAUGCGGAACUACAUUUGGUUCAUAGCAACGAAAAGGAAGAACUGGCAGUUAUGGCCAGCCUUUACACCAUUGGACAACCUGAUCCCCUAAUUCAAAGCCUGGCAGACAAGAUGAAGGGGCUUACUGAGACCAAAGGGAUUGAUGUAGGGACAAUAAGUGCAAGUAAUAUAAAGUGUGGGGGUACAAAGUAUUUCAGAUAUAUCGGUUCGCUUACAACUCCUCCAUGUACGGAGGGUGUCACUUGGACAAUCGCAGAAAAGGCGAAAACAAUUUCACAAGACCAAAUCCAAAUGAUUAAAGAAGAUCUCGAACGUGAAUUUCAAGAAAAUUCAAGGCCAAUUCAGUUACGUGGAGAAAGGUCAAUUUUGCAAUUUGAUUUACCUAACGAACAAUGAGACGAAUGGUCAAUUCAUGGAUAACAUUUUAUAUGUAAAAGUUAGAAUUUGUAGAAAUAUUCAUUAUGUUUUAUUAAUUUUACAUCUCUACGAAAUCCUAGAUUAUGUUUUUGC
This is a messenger RNA of Lactuca saligna, 959 nucleotides long. Lineage: Eukaryota; Viridiplantae; Streptophyta; Magnoliopsida; Asterales; Asteraceae. The record is from the annotation of a GenBank genome assembly.